This is a messenger RNA of Gloeophyllum trabeum ATCC 11539, 1059 nucleotides long. RefSeq lists its product as uncharacterized. Bases 1 to 1059 code for a protein of 352 amino acids. The transcript has 7 exons. Lineage: Eukaryota; Fungi; Basidiomycota; Agaricomycetes; Gloeophyllales; Gloeophyllaceae. The record is from RefSeq and is a predicted model, not a curated record.
AUGGCAUCUUUACUUAUUGACAAAGUUGUCUUCAACACUCCUCUGAAGGUUGAGGGUGUUGCGCUGAGGAUGGCAGUCAACCGAUACUGCCCUGCCCAACCAGCGGCGGAAGGGGUGACACUGCUCCUUGCGCAUGCUAGCGGUACCCAUAAGGAACAUUGGGAGCCGUUCUUGGAACGCCUCUAUGAACUGCAAGGUGACGCCCGGACCGUGCGCGAGGCGUGGGCGUUUGAUUGGCAUACGCACGGAGAUUCAGGCGUCCUGAACUCCGCAGCACUGCGAAGUAGAAAUGUGGCUAACAACGUGUGCAUAGCGAUCUCGCACUGGGCUGAGGCGAUUGCUGCCUUUGUGGAAAGUCAUCUAGCCACGCACCGUUUGGUGGCUAUCGGACAUUCGGCUGGUACUUCCGCUGUCCUGUAUUCUACAAAAUGUUACAAGGCGUCCCCCGUGAAAUACGAGAAGAUCAUUCUUGUAGAACCCGCCUUAAUUGAUCGGGAUGUUUAUCGGCAACACUCCGAGGAGCGUGGACGGCAGAUCAAACUUCUUACGAAGGCUAUCUCAGCGCAGAAGAGUAAAUGGGAGUCGAGGAGUGAGGCGUAUGAAUACUUCUCUAAACGGCCACCAUGGAAACUGUGGGACGAGCGCGCUCGAACGAUCCUGGUGAAUCAUGGCCUUCGAGUAGUAGGUGAUGGAUCUACCUCCACAGGGUCUGUGGCAACCAAGUGCGAGAAGCGGUUUGAGGCAACAAAUUAUGACGACCUGGAAUCUACGAUUCAAGCGGCAACGCAGAUUGAGAAGAUCUGCGCGGAGACACCGAUCCACGUUAUUUUUGGAGAGAUCAGUGAUCUAGUGCAUCCGUGCUUAAAAGUCACCUCCUGCAGCCCUCGCUAUUCGCAUGAGACCGCAAUCGAUACGUCGAAGGGACGGAAUGCAGCGUCAAUAACGCGGAUACCAGAGGCUGGACAUAUGGUCGUUCAACAGCGACCCGACAAGCUAGCCGAGGAGGUUCACGUUAUCUUGCGUGCCAGCGGCAGACGACCACGAGCAGCUGCUUUAUGA